Diachasma alloeum is the source of this 4767-nucleotide messenger RNA. RefSeq lists its product as uncharacterized. The transcript is spliced from 3 exons. Lineage: Eukaryota; Metazoa; Arthropoda; Insecta; Hymenoptera; Braconidae. The record is from RefSeq and is a predicted model, not a curated record. The coding region runs from base 607 to 2622 and encodes 671 amino acids.
UCACCGGUACGCAUAUGGAACCAACCCAGAACGACCUACAGAGCGACAGUGACUUGACAGUGUGCGGCGUGUGAAGGGGAAUAAGGGGAAAACGGUGGUGGGGGACAGCUAGCCAGUUAGCCAGCCAGAGCCAGCCGUGGGGUCACCAAAUAUAAUAAUAAUACUCUAUAUAUAUACAUAUAUAUAUAAAUUAUACUUGUACCAAAUUGAACCACAGUCUCGCGCUCUAUAGUCGGACGCAAGUGGCAGAAAUUCUCGUGAUAAACUCCUACUCUAAUGGAAAUCUUUAAACAGUGUGUGCUUCUGCAUAAAAAAAUUUCACUGGUCCUUUCCUACUGAUGGAGAUGUUAUUAUGGUCACGUUUGGAUGACUUUUCAACAUCAUCAUAUAUAUCGUAUACUCUUCUUAUAUAUCUUUGUGUUUUUGUUUAAUUGAAUCGUGAAAUUUCGUGAAGCUUGAGUGAAAUUAUCAAAUGGGAUGAAAACGUUAUGCCGUGCAAGUGUAUACACCGCUGUCCACUUGUGUUUUGUUAAUCGAACAGUGUACUAAACAAUGAAGCGGAAAUGGAAAUCAUCGCAGUGAAAAAACAGACUCACCAUCAGGUUGAUGGAUUUUAUGAUUUUUAUUAGUCGUAUAAGACGAGACAAAAUACCGGGACAAGCGGGGAGAAAGAUGAUGACGGCUAUGGCAAGAAUACCCUGUAGUAAAUCGGCAAACACUCAACAGCAACAGCAGCAAAUAUUCCGAGAAAAUAAUAAUAGCUACGGUAAUAGCAAUAGCAAUAGAAAUUAUUGGGAUAUGCAGAGACUGCCAUCGCUACCAUCGACUUACACUAGGACUCAACAUCGUCAGAUAAGUGAUCAAACUGGUAAGAGAAAGAGUGCAGUGGAAUUGUUGCAAGAAUCGAAAGCUUUUUACGUAAAGAGUGAAAUAGUACUGGAUCGAAAACAGGAGUUGAAAAAUAGUGGACAUCUUCAAGUUGCUCCAUCAACAAAUGCUGGUGCACCACCACGAUUAUUACGAAAGUGCACAAAUAUAGUUUCAUGUAGUGCUAAUCUGCAGCAGCAGCAACAGCAACAAUCCUUGCCAAUGAUUUGCAGUUGUUCUGGUGGUUCAGUUGGAGAGCAGCGUACACUGCCCCCUCCGGUAUUACCACCAAAGAGCCCGAGACUGAUAUCAGUACCGCAGAGGCGCGCUAUAUCGGGCCCCCCAAGCACUGCAGGAGGCGAUCAGCUUCAAGCAAAAUUACGAAAAUUAUUAAACACAGAUAGCAAAGAGAAUAUUCAUUUUAUUGAUUCACCAGGAUCAAAAAAUAAUUACUCCAUUCGUGGAAAUGCCAGCAAUGUCACAUCACUACCACCUAAAUCUCCAUCGCCAUCUCCAUCCGGUCAAUUAUCCCCUGCGGUUAAUUGUCAAUUAUCUCCUCCCGAAGUACGAUUCAAAUUUGGUAGGAGUCAUUCUCAUUCGCACACAUCAACGAAAAAUCAUAAUAAAUCCAAUAGUGGGAUUAGCUCUCCACCGGCAAUUUGCCAGACUACAAUUUGCCAUAAAUCAUUACCCGACUUACAUACUAGUGCACGCCGGAGGGCAUCAUUAUCACCGAGAGCAUCCACAAAAUCUUCAGCGAGCAAGCCUAUUAAUGUUAAUGUUAAUGUUAAUGUUAGUUGUCCUGAUUGUGAAACAAGCUCGGAUUAUUCGGAUCAUAGUUUCAAGAGGGACUCUGUUUGUUAUCAAAGUUCAAGACACAUGAGAAGAUCGUUGGGAUCAGCAGGAGGAAAUGAUGCCAACAGUGUUUUAUCAUCGGGUGGACGUACUCAAAAGUCAUCAGGAUCGAGUAAACUCAGCCAUGGAGCAACAGCUAGAGAUUCAGGGGGCUCAUCGGGGCACUGCACUCACCGCAGUGAACCACCCCCUAGAAUACAAGAAUGUUGGGGCCACAUACGUCGUGACAGUGGAGCUUCGACUCAACACUCGACCGAUAAAGAACGAUCUAGAAGAGGCAGUAGUCACGUUAGUGGUGGAACUCCCCCUUCAAUUUUAAGAAACUUGAGUACUGAUGAUUCUGAGAGUAGCAAUAGUCCAACUGAUUACAGUUCUACUCGUAAUUCAAGAUUCUCAGAUGGAUGGAAAGAGGGACGUGGUCGCCCAAUUCUCCGCUCAAAGUCAGACAUAAGUGAUCGCUAUCGGCGACACGAUAACAACAGUACAAAUUAUGAGCGUAAGAAAAAAAAACAUCAGCAGCAGCAGCAGCAACAACAACAACAACCACCACCACCACCGCCACGACCACCAAAGUCCAUUACAGAAUUGGAAAACUUUUUCGAUCGUCUUGGUCUUGAUUCGGAUAAUUACGAGCGUAUAACAGUACCAAUAUCAAACUCCUCGUCACCCGUAUUCUUCGAUAGUGUAAGUUCAGUUGAUUCAGCCCUGGGAUUAUAUUCAUGGUCUGGUCACAACCAAUCCAGUAGUAAUAAUGACGGACAGUGGCAGGGAAACAAUUGUAGCACGGCAAAUGAAGAAACUAGUCAGAGAGUUAGUGAUCCGCCGAGCAUCGUCGAGAGAAAUGCUAGAAUAAUAAAAUGGUUGUGUCAAUGCCGAAAGACACAAUUUGGUUACAGUUAAAAGAGGAGAGAAAAAAAAAGAAAGCAAAAGAAAAAGAAAAAAAUCUUGGUGCUCAUUUAUAAUUUACAUUUUUCUUCUAUUCUAUGCACGUGCCAUCAUAGCUUGCUAUCAUCAGUCAUCAGUGCUCUUCUUAUUCAAUUGUACAUAUAUAUACAGUUUUAGGUUUUUUUUUCAAAUCGAGACAAUUCAAAACAAUUCUAGUAGCUGAAAAUGAUUAUUAUAUUUAUUAUUCGUUUUAUCUAAUUUUUUUUUCUUCCAUUGAAAAAGAUAUAUUAUUAUUCUGUUGUCAAUUCAUUUUUAAUGUUAACAAAAUUCGAUAAUUCAUCACAUGCUAAUUAAUUAAUGAAUGAGCAUAAAGAAUUGUCAUUGACACAUAAGUGAUAGUAAGAAAUUUCUGAAAUUUUAUUGGUAUUAAAAGGGAUAAUAAUUAUCAAUCGAUAAUUAUUUCAAUCCUCCAAUACAUUCUAUUGUCUGUUUAAUUGUUGGAAAAAUGUAUUUUUGUCAGUGUUUUUUUUUUCUUUCUCAAAAUGGAAAAUGUUUAAAAAUAAGAAAUUAAAAGAAAAAAAGGAUGCCUUGAAAAAAUGUGUGAAGAUUAAUCUCUUUCAAUUGUUGAUUGUCCAUAGUUUUGAUUAUGAGAAAGAUGAUAAUUUCACGUAAUCGCCUUAACAAUUAUUAAGAUCAAAAGUUGUGUGAUGACAUUCCGAUCGAAAACAAGAGAAUUGAAAAAUGAUUGUUAGAAGCAGAGAUAUAUUUAAUCAUGAUAUAUAUAUACUAUAUAUAUAUUUUUUUUUUCUUUUUCACUUUUUGUUGGGCAAAUUAGUUGUCACGAAAAAUGAGCAGAAAACUGAUAAAAAUUACUUGCAUUUAUAUACAUAUACGAGUGCAUGAAUCACGACUGAUGAAUAAAAAAUCAAUAAAUAAAUACUUAUAUAGCUGUUAACAUCUGGAAAAACUGUCAUCAAAUGAAUUUUUUAAAAAUCACUUGAUUUUAUUUCAUUUUAUUGCACAUUGCAUUUACAAUUCGCACACUCAACAGACUGACUUGCUAUAUUUUCUGCGAUGUAACGUAUAAUCAGCAAUUUCAUUCCCGUCUGUUAAAUUUACGCAUCAGCAUUUACUAAAUCCUAUCCGCAAUUAAUUGACCAACUCCAAUGCAAUGUGCAAAAUUUUUGCGUAUUCAUAAAAAACAAAUCAACAAUUUCUUUCCUUUACCAAAUGAAAUAUUAAUAGCCACAUUCUUCGCAGUAUAAUGUAAAGAAAGAUAUGGACAAGAUCUGAAAAUGAACAUUUAAAAAGGAGAAAAACAAAAAAGCACAACGAAUUAUGAUUGCAUACUUUUUAAAAUAAUGAGAAAAUAAAAGAAAAACUUGCAUGAGUGAAUAAUUUAGAGAGAAAUCAUUCUAAAUACUACUGUAUGAAUUCACUUGGCAUGAUUUUAACGUAAUAGAAAUAGCUAAUAUUCAGACCUCUCGAAAAAUAUCGCAAUGCAUUGAAUCGAUUAUCAAAUAUAUUUAAAUACUCUACAAGAUUACGUUUAUUAAUUGUUUACAAUGCACUGCAUCAAUGUAAUUGGUAAUUACAGCCAAUAGUUUUUUCAAAUACACAAUUCCUAGCAAAUAAACGAAUUAAUCAACAAUACCGUGAAGGACAUGACACUUCGUGUCUAUCAAAUCAACUAUUUUAAUAGAAAACACAAAUGACCGGAAUUUAGAAACAACGAAAUUAUAAAAAUACUCAGAAUUUCAAUACUCAAUUCGAUAAUUGAAUUCUGUCGGUAAUUUUGUAUUUUGUGAUGAUCUAUGGAAUAGCAAAGGAAUAAUGUAAUGAUCAUUAUACAUACACAGAAACGAGAGGUAAAAUAUUGAAAUCUUCUUUACAUCAUUUCUCUUGUUGUUUAUAAAUAUUGAUCUAGUCACGUGGAUAACAUAACUGUUAGAAUUAUUUGCAAAUAGUAAAUAAAAAACGAAACGUCUCAUUUAAACGUCUCCUGAAAAAUUUGAGAAAAUACAAUAAAUUUACUAUAGAAUUAAUUUUUUCGGGUAAUUACACCCAAUUAAAACCAAAAAACACGAGAAAUUUCCAUGUUAUUAAUAGUCGUACCUCUGUAUUUCGAUUGAUUUAGAAUAUAAUUCGAAAUGACAAAUU